Messenger RNA from Acanthochromis polyacanthus (spiny chromis), 5082 nucleotides. It is a transcript of the gene kcnh8, whose product is annotated as potassium voltage-gated channel, subfamily H (eag-related), member 8. Gene Ontology annotation, biological process: regulation of membrane potential; potassium ion transmembrane transport. Gene Ontology annotation, molecular function: voltage-gated potassium channel activity. Gene Ontology annotation, cellular component: membrane. Lineage: Eukaryota; Metazoa; Chordata; Actinopteri; Pomacentridae. The record is from RefSeq and is a predicted model, not a curated record.
UGUCUUCCAGCAUUGCGCGCCGCGGAGAGACGAUCAUUGAAUCCAAGCGGCACAAUAAUGGCACCGCUGACAGGGAGCCUCCCUCUCUCACGGUUCGUCCCCGGCUAUUACCUGAUCUGCACCUGUGGGCGCCGUCUCCUCCCGCCGUUUACGCAUGCAAACAGACGCACGGGUGCGCGCAUCACGUGCACCCUCCACCAGCCAGGACUGGCAUUGUGCUGAGUUGACUGGAUAGCUGCUGCUUCAUUUCCAGCCUCGGCGCCUUAAAUGGGAGCGCCUCCCGCGUUUGGACGACUUGCACCUUCUCUCCAGUAACUUUGAUGGGGACUUCGACACUAAGCAGGGAAAAUGCCUGUGAUGAAGGGAUUAUUAGCGCCGCAGAACACGUUUCUGGACACUAUAGCCACACGGUUUGAUGGCACUCACAGCAACUUCAUCCUGGCCAACGCUCAGGUGUCGAAGGGCUUUCCCAUCGUCUACUGCUCCGAUGGCUUCUGCGAGCUCACGGGCUUCUCUCGGGCCGAGGUCAUGCAGAAGAGCUGUGCCUGUAAGUUCCUAUACGGGCCCGAGACCAGCGAAAGCAUCAUCCUCAGCAUCGACGACGCCUUGGAGGAGCGCAAAGAGUUUAAAGAUGAGAUCAUGUUCUACAAAAAGACAGCGGUGCUGUUCUGGUGCCUGCUGGACAUUGUGCCAAUUAAGAAUGAGAAAGGCGACGUGGUGCUUUUUCUGGCUUCAUUUAAGGACAUCACUGACACUAAAGCCAAAGCCAUCCAAGAAGACAAAAGAGAAGAGCGGCGGCGCGGCAGGGUGAAAACAGGCUCUCCAUUCAGCUCGGCUCGGAUGAGGAGCAGCACCGUUCUCUACCACAUCUCUGGUCACCUCCACAGCAGAGAGAAGAGCAAGAUUAAACUCAACAAGAAUGUGUUUGGGGACCUGCCUGCUUUGCCAGAGUACAAGGUAGCAGAUGCCAAGAAGUCCAAAUUCAUCCUGCUUCACUACAGCACAUUUAAAGCAGGCUGGGACUGGCUGAUUCUGCUCGCUACGUUCUACGUCGCUGUGACGGUGCCGUAUAACGUUUGCUUCAUCGGCGAUGACGAUGAUCUGACCCGCAGCACCACUGUCAGUGACAUCGCUGUGGAGAUACUGUUCAUAAUAGACAUUGUUUUCAAUUUUCGUACCACUUACGUCAGCAAGUCGGGGCAGGUGAUCUUCGACGCUCGACAGAUAUGCAUCCAUUACCUAACCACAUGGUUCAUCAUCGACCUGGUGGCUGCUUUGCCCUUUGAUCUGCUCUAUGCCUUCAAAGUCAGCGUGGUGUCCGUGGUGCACCUGUUAAAAACUGUGCGUCUGCUUCGCUUGCUGAGGCUGCUGCAAAAGAUGGACCGCUACUCGCAGCACAGCACAGUGGUCCUGACCCUGCUGAUGUCCAUGUUUGCCCUCCUGGCCCACUGGAUGGCCUGCAUCUGGUACAUUAUCGGCAAGAUGGAGAUGGAGGCCAAUGCCUACAACUGGGAUAUCGGAUGGCUCCAUGAGUUGGGGAAACGUCUGGAGUCACCGUACUUUGCCAUAGGAGGAGUUAAUGGGACUGGCAAUGGUCCCUCCAUCCGCAGCGUCUACAUCGCUUCACUCUACUUCACCCUCAGCAGUCUGACCAGCGUGGGCUUUGGCAACGUGUCGGCCAACACCGACGCUGAGAAGAUCUUCUCUGUUUGUGUCAUGCUUAUCGGAGCGCUGAUGCAUGCUUUGGUCUUUGGUAAUGUGACAGCCAUUAUCCAGAGGAUGUACUCACGCUGGUCCCAGUACCACACCAGAACCAAAGACCUCAAGGACUUCAUACGCGUCCAUCAUCUGCCGCAGAGCCUCAAGCAGCGAAUGUUGGAGUACUUUCAGACAACCUGGUCGGUCAACAAUGGCAUCGACUGUAAUGAGCUGCUGAAGGACUUUCCAGAUGAGCUGCGAUCCGACAUCACCAUGCACCUUAACAAGGAGAUCCUGGAGCUGUCACUGUUUGCCUCUGCCAGUCGUGGCUGCCUUCGCUCGCUGUCACUGCACAUCAAGACCUCGUUCUGCGCUCCCGGGGAGUACCUGCUCCGACAGGGCGAUGCUCUCCAGGCCAUCUUCUUUGUCUGCUCGGGCUCCAUGGAGGUGCUGAAAGAUGGCAUGGUGCUGGCCAUCCUGGGUAAAGGUGACCUGAUCGGAGCGAACCUGUCCUUAGAUGAUCGGGUGAUAAAAACCAACGCGGAUGUGAAAGCCCUGACCUACUGUGACCUGCAGUGUAUUAAUCUGAAAGGACUCUAUGAAGUGUUGGACCUCUACCCGGAGUACUCUCAUCACUUUGUCCAGGAUAUCCAGCAGGACCUCACAUACAACCUGAGGGAGGGACAUGAGACACAUGUGAAAGCAAGGCUGUCCACAUCAGCUCUGGAGACUCAGUCAGGGGUGAGAAGGAAUGGGCGAGUGGUUCAGGGCUAUCCGCCCAUCAUAGAGGCGCAGGAGGAACACGAGGAAGAUGCAGAGGAGGAGGAAGAGGAGGAACGAGAGGCCAUGUCUGUUUCUCUGGCAUCAGAGCAGAACCGAGCGGUGAACCUCAGGGAUGCUGGUGGUAGGUCUCCUCUGUGCCAGCCCAGUCAGAAGACCAUGGCUCAGAUCUCCAGUAGAUCUCGGAGGAAAAUCCAGGAAAUUAGUGUCACCGCUCUAGAUCCUUCCAGCCUCAGCCCCAGGAUAGUGGAUGGUACUGAGGACAGCGAGAGGACAGAGGGUUCCUUCUCCUUCCCUACUGGCCGAGGUUGUCCUGUCAAAGAACCAACCAGUGCCUCAGCCUCCACCACAGACUUGCUGCACAUCAGCACAGCAGAAUUAGCAGCGAAAGCAGAGGAGACCAGAGGACAACUGCGACACCUCGACCGGCAGGUGAGCACCCUCCGGAGGGAAGUGGCCGACCUCGGGCACGUCAUGAAGAGAAUGGCUCAGCUCAUGGAGACACUCAUGCCAUCAGUGCCACAACCUGCGGUCGUUUGCCCCACACACUACUCCCCGACACACCACGCCUACCUGCACCACCCUGCCUCCCCUCAGUCCUACCCGUCACCUUCGUCCUCUCAGACUGCCUCCAUCUGGGCAGACACGCCCAUGUCAUUGCCCUCCUCCCCCCUCACAGUUCCCCAGCAACAUGGUGUGGUCUGUCACGUGGACUCCCUCGCACAUAGACCCCAGGACCUCCAGCUGGGGUUCCCUACUGCCCCCAUCCCAGCUCAUCUUCCACCCGCCACCUCAUCAGCCCUCCAACUGCAGCCAUCCUCCAUCACCGCAGAGCCUCACAUGCCUUCCUCACCCCUCAGCUCACCAGAAUUUCCCCACUCCAUCAGGUCAAGGGUGCACAGUCCACCUCCGCAGGACGGGGGAAUGAGGGCCCUCUACAGAGCUCUGGGUGUUCUCCUCAAACUGGACUAGGGGGAGUCUACCACAACCCAACCACGGGUUUGUAGCAAACCUCCAUCAGAACUUUCCUGGAGCCUUUAUCCCAGGACAUUGUUUUUGGAGGGGAUAUAGUCCUGAACUAAAGAUCAGACUUAAUUGGGUCCCCCUCUAUAUCACUGGAAGACGUUUACAGGGACGCAACUUUUCUUUAAUAAAGGCACGUUUUUUUUUAAAAAAUCCAGUUGCAUGAAAUCAAGUACAGAAGGUUUAGGUGUGUUAGCUUUACCUUAUAGAAACUUAAACUUGUUAGAUGGUAUGUAGAGGUCUGGGUCAGUUGAGGAGCUGUACGGUGGCUCCUCCUCCUCCUCCACCUUAAGGCUCCUUCCAAGAGCGAUAAUGGAGUGCCAAGUGCCAUAAUGGAGGACGAGACAGAUGCAUUGGAGGAGGAGGAGGAGGAGAGAUUUCUUUCUGUGCUCUUUUUUUUUCUUUGCUCCUGAUUAGAGAUGGUUUCAGGCUGGCUGGGUUGUUUGGAAGAAGAAAAAGCCCCCCUCUGAUCCUCUAUCUCUACCAUUUCCCCUCCUUUUUAACCCCUUCUUCUUCUCCUUGCUCACUCAACCCGUGGCAGAUGCUCUGGAUUGUGCGGCUGGUUGUGGCUGGUUGGACUCAGGAUGGUGUGAGGAGAGAGAUGGGACCUAUUGUGCUCUUUACCGCUGGCCCUCGGGGAACAGGGGAGGGUGGAGGAAGUUGGUGAUGGAGGUGGUGGUUGGGGUAUGGUUUGCCUCGGGCAGAGCAGCCCCUGCUGUCGUCUGUCACACUGAGCACAGGGACUCUUCCUCCCUCUGUGUUUCUCUUUUCCAGUGUUUCUCUCCAUACACCUACUAUUCUCUCUCUCUAACGCCUUCUCCCUUCCUUUCUCUCUCUCUCUCUCUCUCUCUCUCUCUGCAUGCCUUUCCGAGCCUUUUGAGUAGUGCCUGUAGACACACAUUAACAUGCUGCAUGUCACCCUGUGGAAAUCCAGCUUGCCAUGUAUCUAUCUAUUUAAAGGAAACACGGUUCAGCCUUUUAAUAGCUGAACCUGGCAUUUACCAAUGCAUAUUUAUUGGAUGUGGGCUUGAUUUAAACAACUUGGUUAUUUUUAGCCACUAAGUAGUCGCCCCUGUUCUGAAGUGGCCUGGAGCAAACAUCACCAAGACUAAAUUGGUUCACCGUCCACAAUGUAGGUUAUUUCCCCCUGAUCAUCACCCAGGGUUACAAGCUCUGAGGUCCAUUUUCUCAGCUGUUUGGAACGAUGGCAAUAUUCCCACGUAAAAGCACAAUAAGGAAAUAAAGACGCUUUUAUAUUUCUAUGAAUGUAUCAAUACUAAAGAUGUAUUUUUUUACUUCAAAGAAUGCAAGAGUGUGGGAUGGCAGUACAUGAUGCUGCUGUUUCAGAGGUUAUGGCAGUGCUGUUUGCAGGUACCAGCCAAUGCAAUCCUAAACCAGGAAAAAAAAAAAAGGUCAUAACUCUUGUCCCGACAGAUCUACGGUUCUCUUUUUGAAUUCAUGUAGGUUUGACUCUGCUUCUCUGCAAAUGGAAUGUACUGUAAUCAAACUUUUUUCCCCUUAACAUUUUGAUAUUUAUUAGAUACAAAAUGUUAUGCUAAUAAACAAAAAACAUGACUGUUA